Rhagoletis zephyria (snowberry fruit fly) is the source of this 759-nucleotide messenger RNA. The record is from RefSeq and is a predicted model, not a curated record. NCBI's taxonomy places the organism in Eukaryota, Metazoa, Arthropoda, Insecta, Diptera, Tephritidae.
AUGUCAUUGAGAGAUGUGUGGGACCAAGAGCGGUGGCCCGAAAAGUGGCCUGAAUGCGGCGGACGGCAGCAAAGUCCGGUCAACAUUGACACUCGCCUGGCGGCCUACUACUAUUACGCUCCGGGAUCACCUAAAAUUGGCUCGCCAGUUCAAUUCACCAGCUACGACCUUCCGCUGGAGGGCUUUACCAUCCGCAACAAUGGCCACACGAUAGCCUUCAGCUAUGGGAAAAGCCUACAACCCUCAGAACCUCGACCAGCCAUCACCGGCUCUCUGCUCAAGUGGAACGCCUUUGUCCUGUCCGGUUUUCACUUUCACUGGGGACAGAGGACCGGUGUCGGUGGCUCGGAGCACACCUUCAACGGGCUGCCCUAUGAUAUGGAGGUCCACCUGGUGCACUACAACGCCGACGAGUACCGCUCCUUUGACGAGGCCAUCGCCGACCACAACGGCGGGGGCGUGACCGUGCUCUCCCUCCUCUUCAAGGUGUCACCCUACGCGAAUCGACAGCUGGAGCAGAUUACCGAGCUGGUGGCUCGCUACUCGGAGCGUUUCACCAAUCAGACGGUGUCCAUCAGGGAGCCACUGUACCUCGACGACCUUCUUCCGGCGGAACUAACGCAGAAAACUCCUUCCUCUUUCUCAAAGGUGAACCUCUUCGCCUAUCGAGGCUCCCUGACGACGCCCCCCUGUACUGAGGGCGUCACCUGGCUGGUGGCCGACGUGGUGAACACCAUUGGCUAUGAACAGGUAAACUGA